AUGACCGCCCGGUUCAAAGCCCCAGGCAUCGAUCCUUAUGUCGGGACCUACGUCUUGAUCUUCGACUUCAAUGAGAGUCAAACGGAAAUCACAAAGUUUAUCGAGUUUAUUGACACGGGGACCACCCAAGAAAUUGUGAAGAAGGUGAACGAAGGCAGAGCAAGGCUUGGCUGGGGGCCCUUGGAAGCCCCUUGA
Messenger RNA from Rhinocladiella mackenziei CBS 650.93, 195 nucleotides. RefSeq lists its product as uncharacterized. The record is from RefSeq and is a predicted model, not a curated record. Lineage: Eukaryota; Fungi; Ascomycota; Eurotiomycetes; Chaetothyriales; Herpotrichiellaceae. The transcript has a single exon. The coding region runs from base 1 to 195 and encodes 64 amino acids.